CGCGUAUUCUCCUCAUCCAUCCAUCAUCCAUCUCAUCAUCAGCAACCAAUUCGCACCGAUCGAUCGAUCGAUCCAGCAACUAGAUCAACAGUACUAGCUAGGAAGCAUGGCCCGUGCACAGUUGGUGUUGGUCGCCCUGGUGGCAGCUCUGCUCCUCGCCGCCCCGCACGCCGCCGUGGCCAUCACCUGCGGCCAGGUCAACUCCGCCGUCGGGCCCUGCCUGACCUACGCCCGCGGCGGCGCCGGGCCGUCGGCGGCCUGCUGCAGCGGCGUGAGGAGCCUCAAGGCGGCAGCAAGCACGACCGCAGACCGGCGCACCGCCUGCAACUGCCUCAAGAACGCGGCCCGCGGCAUCAAGGGGCUCAACGCCGGCAACGCCGCCAGCAUCCCCUCCAAGUGCGGCGUCAGCGUCCCCUACACCAUCAGCGCUUCCAUCGACUGCUCCAGGGUGAGCUGAGCCAUCGAUCAGAGACGGAUCAUAUAUAUACAGCAGCGCGCCGGUUGCCACCUAGUAGAUUCUGCCUGGGUCGAUGUGUGGAGCCGAAUUCUGUAUCCAGUACUAGUAGUAUCAUAUCUGUAUUCUGGAAUAAAAGAUGAGCUAGCUAAGGUCUCGAUCAAUCACCAUGCAUCCAUGGUUGAUCGGCCCGGUCACGCUAGCUAGCUUUCUUCUUCUUGUGUGUUCGUCUCGUACGUUUUGCUCCUUUUCGAGGGGUACGUGUACCAGAGAGAGCUAGAGAUUCUACAUGCAUGUACUGCAACUCCUUGUACUACGUGCUUGUUUUGGAUUAUUACACAUACAUAUAGCUCUUUUUCGUACA
Messenger RNA from Oryza sativa Japonica Group (Japanese rice), 818 nucleotides. The record is from RefSeq and is a predicted model, not a curated record. NCBI's taxonomy places the organism in Eukaryota, Viridiplantae, Streptophyta, Magnoliopsida, Poales, Poaceae.